AUGCAACCACCACCACACAUCCCAAAACAAACUCCCCAAAUACACAUCCCCCUCGAACUCCACAUCCACAUCCUCGCCUUCGUCCCCUCCGCGCCCGCCUGGCCGCUCCUCGCCUGGCUCUGGCGCGACUGCCGGCAGGCGUCCGCGCUCGUCCGCGCCGCCGCCGAGCGGGUGUGGGUGGAUCGCCAUUUACCAGUACUGCCAUUGCAGCGGCGCGGGAUGAUGAUGGGCGGUGCUGGUGUGAGGGUCGUGUUCCCGUUGGGGGUGAUGGCGGCGGCGGGGGGGACGGUGUAUGCGGUGGAGGUUGUGAUGAGGUGUGUGGGGUUUGAAGGGGGGGAGGAAGAAGAGGAUGGUGGGGAAGGGGGGAAGAGGAGAGCGGUGUUUAGAGACGUGCGGCCGGCGGAGUGUUUCGGGGCGGGGGUGCUGGAGGCGACGAGGGCGCGGUGGAGGGAGGCGGUGGAGAGCUGGAGGGGGGAUGAUGGUGAUGAUGGUGAGGGAAGCAGCAGUGCAUUUCAAGAAGUAGAACAUGCCGACGACGACGACGACGACGACGACGAUGCCCCGACGACAGAGGGGAAGGAGAAGAAGGCGAGGGUGAAAAAGAAAAAUAAGAGCAAGUACACCUCGCUGCGUCCGGAAGCGUGGCGGUACUGGGUCGAGAUCCGCGGCCUGGCGCUGGACCCAGAGCUGCCAGACCUGCGCGUCGACUACGAGAAGAUGGAAAUCUCCUUCGACUGGCGGCGCAUGCUGGACGAGUUCUUCGGCGAAGAGGCCUACGCCCGUCGUCGCCUUGCAGACAUGGAGGCACUCGAUAACACUCGGAUCGAAAAGGAAUUGGAGGGUGAUGCAGGAGCAAUGGCCUCCUCCUGUGAUGGGACGCAUGUUCCUGAGAAGCAAACGAUACGUGACGGCGACGUAGAUGGUGGCACACUGCUGGACAAGCGACGAGACGUGGUGGAGGAGCCUGAGACGGAGGCUUAUCUCGCCGCCCGACGCCAGAGGAUCAAGAAGUGGUACAGGAAACGGAAUGGCCAACGGCGACUCGGGGACGGCGAUUGGUCCAUGUCAGAAGAAGCCGUCCCACCAAGUAGCGAUGAUUCCGCCGCUGAGCGCGAACGAGUCCUCGAGAUGUUGAAGCUCCGCGAAGACCUCGCAAAGGACGUGUCGAUAUGCGACAACGCGGACGAGGUGCGGGCAGUCUACCGCUGGAACACGGAGCAUGAUGGCAUUGAUCUAUGA
This is a messenger RNA of Diplodia corticola, 1239 nucleotides long. RefSeq lists its product as uncharacterized. NCBI's taxonomy places the organism in Eukaryota, Fungi, Ascomycota, Dothideomycetes, Botryosphaeriales, Botryosphaeriaceae. The record is from RefSeq and is a predicted model, not a curated record. The coding region runs from base 1 to 1239 and encodes 412 amino acids. The transcript has 2 exons.